UGCAUAUUUACUUACUCUCAUGUCAUCUUUCAGUGUCUUAGUAGGAAUUCUUGCAGCUACCCUUAUACUUUCCAGAUGGUGGUCGUGGUGGAGAGCACCUCCGUCGUUGGCUAAAGUCCCUGGACCACCAGCUCCGAGUUUAUUCCUUGGCCACGCAUUGGAUCUUGACCGGGCGCCAAUUGGUACUCGACAUAAUAAAUGGGCUCGCGAAUAUGGGCCUACAUACCGACUAUCUGGUCCCUUCUGGGAACCUCGACUCAUCGUUGGAGACCCGAAAGGUCUCAAUCAUGUACUUCAUAAUCAGGACUUCGAGCGCAAUUCGAGUGAUAGGGUUGCGCUUGAGCUUUUCUUUGGUCGUGGUCUUUUCUGCGCCGAAGGGGAAGAGCACAAGAAAAUGCGCAAAUAUCUGAAUGUACCAUUCACAAACCAGUCGAUUCAAGAAGUUUCCCAUGUGUUCUUUGACCUGGUGGAACGACUCAAGGAUAAAUGGGAACAGAAAUUGGAAGGCGGGAGCCUCGUUUUCGACGUGACCUCAGAAGUUCAUCGACUUACAUUGGACGCCAUCAGUAUGACAAUGUUCAUGUAUGACAUUAGUACCUCGAACAGUGAUAUUCCUACCCUACUUCACAAGAUAACAGACUCUCCUGCUGGUAAACUAUCAGAUAUCAUCCUCUCUGCAUUUGCCUCUCGGUUCCCUAUUAUUCUUCGCCUUCCUUCUCCGAUGAAGCGUUGGUGUGACGAUCUUCGUAGCUCCUUGGGAGCUGUUGCGAGGAAUGUAUUGUCGGGCAAGGGGGCCGCUGGAAUGCAUGCGAAACUGCUGAACUCUCUCUCGGAGAGCGAAGUUGCCCCGGAUGUCGCUGUUGCGCAAAUUAUUGGUAUUCUCUUUGCCGGGUCAGAGACGACGGCCAAUGUCAUUACUGAAUGCUUCUAUGAAAUGGCUCGCAAUCCGAGGAUUCAAACACGGCUGCGCACAGAAUUGAUAGAGUUCGAAGUUGCGCAUGGGCGUAAACCCACUUACGAGGACCUCGCUAACUCAUCACUUCCGUAUCUCGAGGCUGUCACGCGGGAGACUAUGAGGACCAAGGCUGUUCUGACAGAGAUCAGUCGCGCUGCUGUGAAAGAUACCGUCGUACCCCUUCAAAUUCCCUUAAAAGGAACGAAUAUAUACGAGAUCGAAGUCCAAGCUGGAACGCUGAUAGAUAUCCCUGUGCGAGAUGGGAUUAAUCGUAACCCGUUGAUAUGGGGUGAAGAUGCCGAUGUUUUCAACCCGGAUCGCUGGAUUAAAGCCGAUAUGCUUCCCAAGGCCGUGGACUGGAUACGAGCUCAAGGCCAUGUGCUUACAUUUGGCGAUGGGCCAAAGGUUUGCCUGGGACGUUCAUUUGCUCUGGUGGAAUUCAAGACCGUGGUCUCUACGAUUGUGCGUAACUUUACUUUCGCCGAAGUAGAGGGACUAGAUCUCGACUUUUACCACGUUGGGGGAAACACCAUCAAACCGAUGGUUCGAGGUCGAGAACAGGAGGGCGCCCAGCUCCCACUCAGGGUUAGCGUUGUUUCGGAUUGAAUUUGUAUACCAAUUUGAAUGUCUCGUUUUUACUACAAAUUGAUCGGCGUAUCCGAUUCAAAGGAAUAAAUACUACUUUGUAAUGCGAACGAAAU
Molecule: messenger RNA, 1656 nt
Organism: Guyanagaster necrorhizus
Lineage: Eukaryota; Fungi; Basidiomycota; Agaricomycetes; Agaricales; Physalacriaceae
Product: cytochrome P450
Exons: 13
Coding region: 20-1561 (513 amino acids)
Molecular function (GO): oxidoreductase activity, acting on paired donors, with incorporation or reduction of molecular oxygen; iron ion binding; monooxygenase activity
Source: RefSeq, a predicted model, not a curated record